Molecule: messenger RNA, 1470 nt
Organism: Cotesia congregata
Lineage: Eukaryota; Metazoa; Arthropoda; Insecta; Hymenoptera; Braconidae
Source: the annotation of a GenBank genome assembly
AUGCAGAAGUCUUCAAAAGUUCAUCAAGACGACGAUAAAAAUAAUUCGGAGGUACAAAUCAUCGGUUUCUCAAAAAACACUAAUACAAAUGAACAAUCGGCUUCGAAACAAUCGUAUAUAGCAAGGCUUGGUUCCGCUGACAAUAAUCAACGGAGUAAUUUGCCAAAGAAUUUUAAGAGCAAAUUACCAACAAGUGCCACCAAGUCCAAAUCAUUGAAGACAUUACCAACUUCAAGCAGUAUGGAUUCUCAAGCUUCUAAUAAAGGUGAUAAAAUUUCGACUCCGGCAGCAUCCUCUACUGACAAUUCAAAAACUCGCUCAUCAAUUAAAAUACAAAAUCAAGAAACAAAAGAGCCGGCAGUUCAAUCUAAAGGGAGUAAAAAAGAUUUGUCUAAACACAAAAAUAAACAUGAAGAUAGUUCAGAAAAAGAGCCAAAAACUCAAAAUGAAGCUGUAACUUCGAAUGUUAACGGCUCUAAUAACGAAUGCGAAAUAAUAUCAGAGCAACCACAACAAAAAACAACAGAAGAAAACUCGACGAAAGACAAUAAUGAUGAUGAAGUAAAUUUGAUCGAAACACAGGAUAAUACAGACAAUCAGUUAACAACUGAAUGCAAGGAUGAAUUAAAAAAGAAUUCAAACGGUUAUGAAAUAAGCGAUGAUACAAAUAAUAAAUUGCAAGAAGACCAAUCCGUUACUGCGGUAAAUAAAAAUAUUGAAACGGUAGAAACAGAACGUAGUGCAGUAUCAAUUUCUACCAACACUGAAAGUUUACCUAGCAAUGAUAAUCAAUCACAGUUAGAUACUGUCGAAUCUACAACGUCGGAAUCGGUUCCAACAGAAAAAGAACAGCCGAACAAGUUCGAAGAUAAUUUUCAAGCUAAAGAAGAUGAUGUAUCCUUCAUUUCCUAUAACUCGACUAUAAUGUUGAAAGACGUGCAAAUAAAACUGAAUGAUUGUCUUAAAGAUAAUUCAAAAUUAAUGGAUGUCACGGAUCCAAAUGCUUCGAUGUCAGAGUCGUUCAGAGACCUAUCAUUUGGUUGCACAUUGCGAAAAAUAUCUGGAAGGAAUUCCAUAGGACGUUUAAAGCACGUAACUUUACGUCAACGUCAAAUGUCUCCUAAUGAUUCUCUUUUUGUUAACACUUCAAAUGUGUCGUUCUCCCAUGAUCGUUCCACUUUUAUGUCUGAACUCUCAGAUUCUCCAGAUCCAAACAGUAGUCGAUUAAACAGAAAACGCAAGUUGACUGAAAAUGACCAUUCUGUGAAAAAAUUCAAAACUGAUCAAAAUUACAGUAUAUUGAAUACUUCACUUGAAUAUUUAAAAAAUCUCAGAAAACCUAUUCAAGUUUCUACACCCAAGGCGCAGGGAUACAAAUUCGAGUAUGAUAAGAAACCUAACAAUAGUGAUAGUACAACUGACAUUGCAGAAGAAGCUAUUGAAACUAAAAAAUGGUGUCUCAUCAUGUGA